Anopheles funestus (African malaria mosquito) is the source of this 2083-nucleotide messenger RNA. RefSeq names its product troponin I (gene wupA). Gene Ontology annotation, biological process: muscle contraction. The record is from RefSeq and is a predicted model, not a curated record. NCBI's taxonomy places the organism in Eukaryota, Metazoa, Arthropoda, Insecta, Diptera, Culicidae. Gene Ontology annotation, cellular component: troponin complex. The transcript is spliced from 8 exons. The coding region runs from base 172 to 765 and encodes 197 amino acids.
GCUAGAUAUUUGGCCAGUCAGUCACGUCGCUUCGGAUUGAACAGUACUGUUUCCUUAGUACUGCACAGCUGCCUUGCCAGCAAGUUUUGCCCAGAAAACAAAAAAACCUCUGGUUCAUCCAGGUUCAGUUGAAGCUUGAUCUGAGACGUAAAGUUUCAAAACUAACUCACCAUGGCUGACGAUGAAGCAAAGAAGGCGAAACAGGCCGAAAUCGAGCGCAAGCGUGCCGAGGUGCGCAAGCGCAUGGAGGAAGCCUCGAAGGCUAAGAAAGCCAAGAAGGGUUUCAUGACUCCGGAGCGUAAGAAGAAGCUUAGGUUACUUCUGCGCAAGAAAGCCGCUGAGGAACUAAAGAAAGAACAGGAGCGCAAGGCAGCGGAGCGUAGGCGCAUCAUUGAGGAGCGAUGUGGCAAGCCCAAAAAUAUCGAGGAGGCUAACGAAGCGAGUCUGAAGAACAUAUGUAAAGAAUACCACACCAGAAUUUGUUCCCUAGAAGGCGAAAAGAUUGAUUAUGAAUAUGAAGUUGCUAGGAAGGAUUUUGAGAUUUCCGAUCUAAAUGCCCAGGUUAACGAUCUGCGCGGCAAGUUCGUUAAGCCAACCCUCAAAAAGGUUUCCAAGUACGAGAACAAAUUUGCCAAGCUCCAGAAGAAGGCCGCUGAGUUCAACUUCCGUAACCAGCUCAAGGUUGUCAAGAAGAAGGAAUUCACCCUGGAGGAGGAAGACAAAGAGGCAAAGAAAUCGGAGAAAGCCGACUGGCAGAAGAAAUAGAUGCGGCUGACAUCAUGAUCAACCAACUGCAUAGAAUGAAGCCGUUUCCGUUCUCUGAUAUUAAUUUGGCAUUAAAUAAAAUGAAAUUAUGAAACGUUUGCGGUCAACAAAACUCUACACCCACGCGUAUCUGCCAUCCCUUAUUCCCAAUUGUUUGUCAAUUAUAAUUUUUUUCCGUAUAUGAUAUGGUAUCGUUUUUUUCUAUAAGUAACCCUUUACAACUACCGUGAAUCUUAGUGAAGUGAAAAAAAAAACAAACUUUAAUUCACACUGCUUUAAACAAUUUUUUAGCCAAAAAAUCUUAGCUUUACACUUAUAUUGUAACGUGCAGUGAAGGUAUUAUCAAGCUGAAUCAAUCGUUUUCUUACAAUUGAUUUAGAAAGGCAUAUUUUUUCGAUGGCAACGUGUAUCGGUUUAACAUUGUUUUCUCUGAGUUUGAAUGUCCGGACGGAAGCUAUUUACAAGCAUUAAAAAAAAGCCCACGGAAAAACCAACAGCUCUACCCAAUCCCGUAGGGCACACCAAUAAAAUUUAUGAUUUCGGUUAUUGUAGCAUAUACCACACAAACACACCAGCGAAAAAACUAAUUAUCUUUAUGGUCAGAAGAAACCGGACUGGUCUAAGAAGGGAGACAAGGUAAAAGAGGAAGCAGCAGAAGCUGUUGAAGCCGAGGCAUAAACCCGUGUACGAAAAAAUCUUCAUAAUUUCUUACAAGAUAUGGCAGCCUAUGUUACCACACGCGCAAUGUUGCUAUUUUUCGGAUUUAUUCCGUUAAUAAAAAUUCACAAAUAAAAAAAAAACCCCAAAAAAUCAUCUACUAUCCUAUGCUACCGACACCUUUUUGAAAAUCCAUGAUUACGUUUUGAACAUUUAUUUAUCACUCAUUAUAACCUUCGUUUUUUAUCAUCUUUUGUAUUGUCAUGAGUCGCUUAUAGUAUAAUUAUUGCCUUAAAAUGCAAAUUACACAAAAUUAAUACAAAAACGCUCAUUUCAUUACAAUUUCUAAAUGAUAGAGGAUGAAAAGGAGUAACAUUGUCGCUUUUUGUUUUGUUUAAUUUUAUACUUCUUAGUAAGCAAAGCCUUCAUUCUAAAGUAAAAGGAAAUAAAACUUAUUCUUAAGCCUCUAAACUUCAUCGACAACCAACCUUUCAGUGGGUGAAUCGAUAGUGUUGUAAUGGAAUGGAAUUAGUUUUAACUAUUGCCUAUCUUUAUCUGGCCUUUUAUUUUUUUGGCUACUAUCAAACCGAGAACCUUUUAUGUUUACAGCAGAGAGAAAAAAAUGAUAUCAAUAAAUUUCAUCCAAUAAAUUUGUUUUAAA